UGACGUAAACAACGAGAUGGCGACACCAAGAAGAGCUGCUUCACUAUCUUACAGUUUAACUUUAAGAAAAACUAUCUUAUUGUUGUUUUGUAUUUCUCUACCGGUUUAUUCUACAGCUAAUAGAAAUGACAGACCCAUCAUUGGUGUCCUGGCUCAGGAAAUUCGUUACCCCAAAGCAAAUCAAACAUCUUACAUUGCUGCCUCUUAUGUCAAGUUCCUGGAGUCAGCAGGAGCGAGGGUUGUGCCCGUCAUGAUUAACCAGACACCGGAGGAGUAUAAGACACUGUUCAACUCCAUUAACGGGAUCCUUUACCCAGGCGGAAGUGCCAGCAUCACAUCAUCUGGUUAUCAACGAGCUGCUAAAGUCUUUUAUGAUCUUGCUAUUGAGGCAAACAAGAGAGGCGACUAUUUUCCUGUGUUUGGCACCUGUCUUGGUUAUGAGCAGCUGACCGUUUUGACGAGUGGAAUGAACUUACUGUCACGUACCGAUACGAAUGGUGUGCCAUUACCUCUGAACUUUACUGAUGAAGCCAAAGACAGCAGGAUGUUUAAAGAUGUGCCAGCUGAACUCAUGGAAGAACUGGCUUCUGAGCCACUGACUGCAAAUGUUCACAAGUGGAGUUUGUUAAUGUCGACUCAAAACACAAAUGAGAAGCUGAAAAACUUUUACAAAGUUCUCUCCACGAAUAUGGAUGGAGAAACAGAGUUUGUGUCAACGGUGGAAGCAUAUGAGUACCCAAUUUAUGGGACACAGUGGCAUCCAGAGAAAAAUGCAUUUGAAUGGAAGAAGUCUUACGUUCCACACUCUCCAUCAGCAGUCAGGACCUCCUACUACAUGGCUGAAUUCUUUGUCAAUGAAGCCAGGAAGAACUUUCACAGAUUUGAAUCUGACGAGGAGGAGACUAAAGCGCUGAUAUACAACUAUAAUCCUGUUUACGUUGGGCCUGAGAGUGUCUUUGAGCAAAUCUAUUAUUUCUGAUGUCUGUUUGCGGAACACUUUUCCUUUUUCAAUAGCUGAUUGGCUGUCUCAGUCACGUGACUCGUAAAUGUUUGCAGAUAAUUUUACUUGUUUGUUUGCAUUUGCUGCUCAUUCCAUCUGUAACUAAACAAGUAUUAAGUAAAAAAUGUCAAAUUGUGCUUUGUGGAUGCCGGGUUUACAGCUGAGUGAAUAAAUGCUAUAACAGAA
Sebastes umbrosus (honeycomb rockfish) is the source of this 1186-nucleotide messenger RNA. RefSeq names its product gamma-glutamyl hydrolase (conjugase, folylpolygammaglutamyl hydrolase) (gene ggh). The transcript has 9 exons. Gene Ontology annotation, biological process: tetrahydrofolylpolyglutamate metabolic process. NCBI's taxonomy places the organism in Eukaryota, Metazoa, Chordata, Actinopteri, Perciformes, Sebastidae. Gene Ontology annotation, molecular function: gamma-glutamyl-peptidase activity. The coding region runs from base 17 to 979 and encodes 320 amino acids. Gene Ontology annotation, cellular component: vacuole. The record is from RefSeq and is a predicted model, not a curated record.